Messenger RNA from Malassezia japonica, 4671 nucleotides. RefSeq lists its product as uncharacterized. The transcript is spliced from 2 exons. Gene Ontology annotation, cellular component: prospore membrane. Gene Ontology annotation, biological process: protein localization to prospore membrane. NCBI's taxonomy places the organism in Eukaryota, Fungi, Basidiomycota, Malasseziomycetes, Malasseziales, Malasseziaceae. Bases 1 to 4671 code for a protein of 1556 amino acids. The record is from RefSeq and is a predicted model, not a curated record.
AUGGAGGAGCGGAGCCCCGACAGGGACGCAUGUGCGGCGUGCCUGUCGGCCGCCGGAAACGCACACGCCGAGCACCCGUUGCGCCGUAUGGUGCUGGGGCCGCUCCCCGCCGAGCUCGUCUCGUCCUCGACGCUGCUCGAGACGGCGCGACGUAAAAACAUACCGAUCGACGUCGACGAGGAGGGCGGCGUGGCGACGCUGCGCAGCCGCUCGGGCGAGUUUAGCGGCCCAGGGCGGCGCACGCGCGCCUUCUUUGGCCUGAGCCCCCGUCCGCCGAGUGUGCAGCGCUCGGCGUCGCUGCGGCGCGUGCUGAGCACCGGCUCGCUGUCGGACGCGUUUACACGGCGCGUGCCGCCCGAUGUGCCCGAGUCGCUCGCCGGCACGCAGCCUUCGCCCGGCGCGCCGCCGUCGAUGACCGAGUCGCCGGAGCGCGAUCCGUCGCUCCUGAUGCCACACGAGCCGUCGCGGCAGAUGCGCCGCGACAUGACGCCGCACCGCGGGCGCGUACGGAGCAUGUCGGGCUCCUCGGUCUUUUCCGACGGCCAGACGGCACGCUACCGAACAUACCUGCAGCGGCGGCAGCCCCAGUCGCCGUUCCGCCACGGCUCCGACCCGCUGCGCACCGUGUCGUACUUUUCGUCGCACAGUGCGCCGCCCCCGGUCGCUUCGUACAGAAGCCCAGACUACCGCUGGCUCGAUGCAAAUACCCGCCAGGAACUCGAGCAAGAGGUCUCGGUCAUCGCGGGGCAUCACCGCAUGGUCGGCCAGUCAUUCGAGGUAGGGUCCAUUUUUUGGGAGGCGCUCCAGGCGGACACGGCGCGCCCCGAGACGCCGUUUGUGCGGUCGCCGUCGCAGCGCGCGCGCCCGCGGCGCGCAUGGUCGCUUUCCCGGGAGCGGGGGUCGCCCGCCAAGGGUGGGCGCACACGCGCCGCGACCUUUGGCUCGAUUAGCAAGGACCGCGUACGAGGCGACGGUUUUGGGCCGAUGCACGCAGGCGCCUGGGAGGGCGUCUCGCCCCGCGAAGUGCCGGUUCCGAACGAGCUCACGACGCCGGGCACGACGCCGCUCAAGGUCGAGAAGCCGGACCCCCUCACCAAGGUGUGGCCGGUGCAGACGCCGCUCGUCCAGCACCCGGACAUUAAGGUGCAGCACCGCGACCCAGAAGCAGGCCUCGCGAUGGUCUCGGAGGAAGACGCGGGAAUCUCGUCGCGGAAAACAAGCCAAGAGACGUCGCGCGACGCACACGAGAGCCCGCGCACGUCGAUGCACUCGUGCACGUCGAUCCACUCCGAUCCUACUCAUUCUGUAUAUAACCAGGCGCCCGAGUCGCCUGCAGCGCCGAGCGCGGCCGGCGGCGGCGACGUCCCUACGCUUGCUUUGCCCGAAAGCGACGCGCGUGCCGACGCGCGUGCCCUUACGCUGCCCGACGCGAGCGGCCCGGCGGAUGCGCCUGCGGUGCACGAACGGCCCCCCAAUAAACUAGGCGAGCCCCAUGCGUGGCAUCUCCAGCCGCGGCGCCCGCCUGCCGACCGGCCGCGCCCCAUUCUCGUGCCCAGCGGCACGCACUACGAAGGACGGAGCUUGCACUACCAGGACCCCCCCACCGCCGACACGAUCGAGAGCCGCGAUGGCUGGGACGCGACGCGCAAGAGCCUUCAGGAAAGUACGCCGAAAGUACCGGCGAUUCCGCGGCGCUCGCGCGUGAUGCAAAUGCUCGAAGACGAGCUGCAGACGUCGAUGAAGCAGCGUGGCCGCGGUGCCGAUCUGCAUGCGCCGAGGGACCAAGCGGCGCUGCCUGCAUCGCAAGAAGAGCACGAGUCGCUGCAGGCCACGCGCGAGGUGCCGCCGGUGCCGCCUGCGCCUGCGCCUGCGCCCCGUCCUCCGUCGAGCAUCGUGUCGCGUGAGUCCGAGUCCGCGUCGCUCGUGUCGAUCCCGGCGGAUGCCGAUGGCACGUCUGCGGCGCCGCUCCUGCCGUCGUCGGCGUCUGGGCGCUCGUCACGCUCGCGGCACUCGUCGCGAUCGACGCGCCUCCCUGCUCUGUCGCGUCUGGAGCCGAAGCAGCUCCUGAAAAAGGUGCGGCCGCGCAGUGGCCGCAAGGUUUCGUUUGCCCCGACGGCGACCGUGCGCUCGUCGCCGGACGUGAGCACGCCGUCGCUGCUGAGUGUCCCUGAAGACGAGAUUGCGUCGCACCUCGCCGCGCGGGGCGAGUCGGUGCCGGUCGGCCAAGGCGACAAGUCGCCCGCGCCGGUCGACGAAGUCUUGUCGCGCGAGACGGAGCCGCCGCUUCCGAAUGCGCCUGCGCGCCGCCUGCUGAUGCGGCGCGCCGAGGAGCGCUCGGCGCCGCUGCGUACCGUGCUGAGCCCCGUGCUGAAGCGCGACCGGAUGCUGGUCAAGGUGCAGCACACGCCCGACGUCGGCGUGUCCGAGACGUACGACACGCUCGAGGCACGCAAGCACGAUGUGCGUUCCUUUCACUGGGCCGAGUACAUGGUCGUCCUGCGCCCCGGGCGCCUCGAGCUAUGGAGCGAAGCGACCAUCCGCGGCCGCCUGCUGGGCGAUACCGAGCUGCUAAAGCUGCGGCACGUUGCGCUCCUUGAAAAAGGGACGACGUACCUGUCGCAGUACAGCGAUAUCGACAAUCUCUUUUGUCUGACCUUUCCACGGAGCGUGCACAAGCAGUCCCGUACGACACCGACCCGUCUCUUUCGGCGUACCGGCACGGUGAUUCUCCUGUUUGAUGCACGCACGAUGACGACGGCCGCCGACUGGAUGUGGAUCCUCUAUCGCGAGCUCGGCGGCGCGCCGCCGCCGCACCUCUUUGUGCACAUUCCCGAGCUAUCGGUGCGUGUGCGUGUGCCGGUGCCGGACCUGCCGUCAUUCAGCGCGAUGUCGGAUACCAUCAAAGCCUCGCUCGACCGCCCUGCCGCGGAUGCGCGCCUGCUGCACUACAGCCAGAUGUCGCACACCGAGGUGGUGCGUGGCGUGCUGCGCCUCGUCAAGGCGAUGCCCAACUGGGCGUGGCUCUCGGAGCGCAUGAUGGCGCGCGGCCUCAAGCCGCAGCUUGCGUGGCGUAGCGGCACGACGCUGAACUGGGUCAAAGACGAAAUUACCGUCGACGGCUUCCCGCGUUUCUGGUCGGUGCUGGUGGGUGGCCUUUUCAAGUCGCAGCGGCGCCUGCCUACGCUCGAGCUCGUGACCAAUCUGCACUACCCCACCGAAGCGCUGCACCCCAACGGCACGCGCCUGGAAGAGCCGCCGGCGAUCGAGGGUAUCGUGUGGCGCCUGCGCCCCGUGUCUGGUCUCAUGUCGCGCGUCUACUUUUCGACGCAAGAAAGUACGCUUUUCCUCACGCGCGAGUCGCGUGCCUUUCCCCCCGACGAGUUUUCCGGUCUGCCGCUCGACGCCGAGCUCGAGACGCCGUCCAUGACGCGCAAAGAGAAGCUCGAGCAGCACGCCACCGCCUUCCACGCGCACGAGAUCGUCCGGCAGCAGCUCCAGAUCCGGUACUGCGAAGGCUUUGUGGAUCUGGGCGAAGUGCAGGCGAUUGCAAGCGUCGGUACCGGCGUGACGCUCUGCACGGACCUGUCGCCGACGACGGUCGAGAUGGCCGCGCAGUUCCGCAUGGACGCGGCGCCGGUGUCCGUCGCCGCACACACCCAUUCGGUGUACGACUACAACGGGACGCGCGAGCAGAUCGAUGCCCUGCUGCGUUUCCCCGAGAACGACGGCGGCGUGGGCGAUGAAGGCCUGCACGAUGCCUCGGACAGGAAUCGGGUGCACGCGCUUCGCCAGGUCGACCUAUUGCUCGCCAAUGGCCGUCGCGUGUCGUUCGAGUGUAUUUCUGCGGAACUUGCGCACGAGUGGAUUGUGCGUCUGUUCCAGCUUGCGAUCUACUGGAACUGCCGCCGGAAGACGGAUACGUGGAUGAUGAGCAGCGUCGGGCAGGCGAAGCCGACGCGCGCGCACGUCCUGCCCGGCGCCCUCGGCAAGCACGCGGACGAGAUUGCCUCGCUCUCGCUGCGCUACCUGUGGAACUGGUGCGUGAUGGACGGGUGCCGUGCGGUGCGCUACAGCGGCCGCCUAUUCUGGAAGACGCAGCGGAGCCACAACUUUACGAACCGUUAUUUUGCGCUGUGUGGCGGCGCGCUCGUUCCGUUCAAAAUGAUGCUCUCGAUGCGCAGCGCGACGUCCCGCCAGAACGAGGGCGUGCUGUACAAGCGCCUCGAGCCGCCGAUUCUGCUGCGCGAUGCGUACGUCUACACCGGACGCAUCAGCGACCGCGCGACGGACCUGCCGUUUGACGAAGGCGGCCCGGCGCGCCGCGGCCCGUCGCAGCGCGCCGGCACGCAGCAGCUGCCCCGCCUCUUUCGCGACGGCCUCAGCUCGUACGACGAGGACGAGGACUGUAUCUUUGUCUUGCGCGUGCGCACCUCGAACGACUCGCUCUCUGCGAACCAAAACGCGUACCGCCUGCGCCACAAAGGGCCGACCGACACGGGCGAGUUUAUUCCCGGCCUGGCCGACAAGAUGUUUAGCGAGAUUUUGUUCCGCGCCCGCACGGUCGUCGAGCGCGAUCUAUGGGUACGAGCGAUCUCCAUCGAGAUCGAGAACCUGGCGCGGACUGAGCCUGCGCGCGAGGAGCGCGUGCGUGCACGCGGCCAGGUGUUUUAG